AUGAUGCUCCGAGUUUUAGUGUUCACCUCAUUGGUAGCAUUGUCAAUUGCUCAAUUGACAUCUUCAUGCACAUCCUGCAAUUCCAACUCAAAUUAUGGUGAGAAUCAUUUUAAAUUUCUGAGAGUCAUAACGUCAUUACCUCAUACUUAUCAACAAUCAAUUAACAAAAUCAACACAGAUAACUCUCACCACCAACGACGACAUAAACGUCAAGAAUUCAAUUCUCACCAAGUUCCUGGCUUUCUCCCUAACACUUAUCGACCAGAUGCAUUCACUUCAGAUGCACGACGUCAAGAGACACUCCGUUUGAAUCAAGCAUUCUUUGAUUCACUUACACAGUCCCCUUCCGCCUCUUUCUCAUCUUCUGAUCCAAUUCUAACUCCCCAAAUGGAUUCGUUACCUCUUCACGUUCCAUCCAACAAUCAACAAGAACCACAAUAUCAUCACACAUUCAAAAAUCGACCAAUUCCUGUUGUGUUCGCUGAUCCAGAAGAUCCAAAGCAUCGAGAACCGACAAUAUUCGUUGAAGUUCAUGGAGAUGACUCAAAUACAACAACGAAAAGUUCCCCAACCCUUGAAUUCGUUCAGUUCUCUUUGGAACCAAAUGCAGAUGGAACUAUUUAUCAGUCAACACAAGGGAAUGAGCCGAGUUUCUUUGAAUCUGAAGCCACAAGAGCAAUUAUUGAAGCAUUAACAAGAGAUGAUCCGAGAUAUAUUCAAAAAGAUUUUCGACUGGAAUUCGUGGAUCCAGAAGAAGAUUCAGAAGACCUUCAGUUGAAGAAUAUGGAGAAAAUAGAUGCAAUCAAGCACUAA
Molecule: messenger RNA, 813 nt
Organism: Caenorhabditis remanei
Lineage: Eukaryota; Metazoa; Nematoda; Chromadorea; Rhabditida; Rhabditidae
Exons: 2
Coding region: 1-813 (270 amino acids)
Source: RefSeq, a predicted model, not a curated record